CGUGAACUCUCGCGGUGUUUUGCUCCGCGAUCCCGCUCCAUCUCCCGGAGGGGGGAAAAAAACAGCGGCGCUCUCUCUUCACUCGGAGCGCCGACAGGGCAGCAGGCUCGGCGGGAGCGACGGGAAGCAAAGGAGAGGCGGGGAGAGGAGCGCAGCAUAGGCCCCUGAGUGUCCAGGCUUACUGUACAGCCAUGACGUUUGGCCUGAUCCCAGCAGGGUCUGCUGAAGCCGGCGUGUCCGUAAACACGGAGCCCGUGUUUUCUUUCUAAGCCCCGCCGACCCAAACUUCCUGUCCCCGGUGGAUGCGUAGGAAACGAGCCAGGUAUCUGUUAGAAACCGCCGCCAUGGCAACGCCGUGGAGACACCCUGCAAAAUCCUAGGUCUGUUGCUAUGGUGACUCGGUAGCGAGCGGCCGUCGCCAUGGGAACGUCCAGGAUGUUCCGCAUCUUCGUGGUCCUGGGCUCGGCGUUCAUGAUCCUCCUCAUCAUCAUCUACUGGGACGACGUGGGGGCCUCCCACCUCUACCUGCACGCCCCCGUGUCCCCGGGCCCCAGGGUCCCUCGCCCGCCCCCCCAGCCCAAGCCCCGCGCCACCCGGACCCCGUCCUUCCUGAACGACAUCGACGCCUUCGUCAACCAGUUCCUGGAGCCGGGGACCGGCGAGCCCACCGACACGGUGCCGGUGGACUCCGGCAACCAGUCGGAGAAGUCGGAGGAGCGCUACGUCCCCCGGAGGGAGUGGAAGAUCCACCUGACUCCGGUGGCGGCUGAGCUCCGAGAGAGACAGGAAAAGAGGCGGCGGUUGCUCCAGGAGGUUUGCGCCAACGACAGCGUGGCGUUUCCGGGCAAGAACCGUUCAUUUGACGACAUCCCCAACAAAGAGUUGGACCACCUCAUCGUGGAUGACAGGCACGGCAUCAUCUACUGCUACGUUCCCAAGGUAGCGUGCAGCAACUGGAAGCGCAUCAUGAUCGUCCUCAGCGAGAGCCUGCAGCAGGAGGGCGCGCCCCAGAGAGACCCUCUGGCCAUCCCCAGGGACCUGGUCCACAACAGCAGCAUGCACUUUACCUUUAACAAGUUCUGGAAGCGCUACGGCAAGUUUGCAAGGCACCUGAUGAAGGUGAAGCUGAAGAAGUACACAAAGUUCCUGUUCGUGCGGGACCCGUUCGUGCGUCUCAUCUCUGCCUACAGGAACAAAUUCGAGAUGCGCAACGAGGACUUCUACCGGCGCUUCGCACAAGUCAUGCUGCGGCGCUACGCCAACCAGCCGACGCCUCCCGCCUCCGUGGACGAGGCGUUCGCUCUGGGCGUCCAGCCGUCCUUCUCCCACUUCACCCAGUACCUCCUGGACCCUCAGACCGAGAGGGACGCGCCCUUCAACGAGCACUGGCGGCAAGUGUAUCGCCUCUGCCACCCGUGCCAGAUCCAGUACGACUUCGUGGGCCACCUGGAAACGGCGGAGGAGGACGCCGAGCACCUGCUGCGCCUGCUGCGGGUGGACAACGUGGUGGACUUCCCCGGCUCGCAAAGGAACCUGACGGCGAGUAGCUGGGAGACGGACUGGUUCGGCGCCGUGCCUGUGGAGGCACGCCGGCAACUCUACAAGCUCUACGAGCCCGACUUCAGGCUCUUUGGUUACGACAGGCCCGAGUCCAUCCUCAACGAGUGAUUCCCACAGAGCUAAUGCGCACACAGGCCAAAUGCAGCUUUGAGUGACGGAGGGACGCCACCCCCCCCCCGACAGCAGCGAGAAAGGCCUCCGGGUGCUUCCCACACAUCUUCUCACUAAUCCUGCACAUGGUUAUGAAACUGCGUCACAACGGUCUUCACUCUUUUCCCUCGUAAAGGCCACAAAAACGGACAAAAGAAGCAUGCGGUUAGAUUGAGGUGUGCGUCCUCCCCUCCUGAAGGAUUGUUGACCUCCGUGUUUUUACGUGAUGCCAUCGGUGCCCACAGCUGUGACUGAAACAACAUACUUUGGUAGCACUCCGUCUGAAGAAACGAUGCACAGAGGCCAUUUUGGAUGUGAUUGCACGCUUCGGAAUUUUUUUUUAUUUUUUUCGUGUGUGUUACUGGAUCAGUUUUAAUUAUUGCUGCACUAUCAGUGGUUACCUGGUUUAUUUCACAUUGUUUAAGUGCAAUACUUCAAAGCACGAAGGGACCUUUAUGUUGAAACGGACCCAUAGAGGCUGAGAGCAGCGUAGACGCGUCGCGUUUUUACCUCAUCAAGCAGACGUGCAGGGCGUGUUUUCUCACGCAGCCAAUGGGGCUGAUUACUUCAGAUCGGCUCUAGGGUCAGCGGCUCACGUUUGGCCAGUCUGAAAGCCAAAAGCCACGAUGUAGCCUCAGCAGGCAGCACACCAGCCGGGGAUCUGGGUCUGUCCCGGCUUGUUUUACAGACAUUAAACUGGACUUUUAGCAUUCUUAGUCACUAGCGCACAGAUGUGCCUCUGCUUGUUUUACAAAAGAGGGAAUUUCAGAGGGAAAUCUCUGUUGCUUCUUGUUCUUGCCGUCAGUAUUUGAUCUUCUGUGUCUUUAUUUUUUACACGCCUUUGAUUUUGAACGGCCCUGGGUCACCUCGCCCCUCCAUCGUUUUGUGCCGUGUUAUACAUGAUAUGAAACUACUUAGAGCCUUGCAUAAAACCUACUUUAAAGGGAUAUUGUUAAAGAUUUUAUGCUACACCCUAUUUCCAUCGAUCGUGGUGUUAGUUUCCAGUUCAGAAGAGCUCAUGAGGCCUGAUUGAAUCAAAUGGACUUUGAGCGCCCCCUGCUGGUAGGUAUGAUUUAUUGGUAAACGCGCUAGGAGUUGAAUGUAGAUUGUACAAAAGCACAUGAAAAACAGGUGAUAACAGCAUCUGCUUGGUUUAAUCAAACAAGAAGAAGCUAUUUAUUUGCAAAUAACAUAGCAUAUUUAUUAUGACACUAACAAUAAUGCCUAUAAUGUAGAUUUAGGCAAAAAAAAAAAAAAAAAAAGAUGUAGCAGAAGAAAAAAAAAUCCAAUAUUUAGCAGUAUUUUUCUUAUAUAAAUGUUUACCAAUUCCAGCCAAUAGUUUUAAAACAACGCCACCGCUAGUUUCACGCCGUGGCUGCGUCUACUUGUAAACGCCGGCAUUCCUCGACACUGAGAGGUGGCACAUGCCGUGUAAAUGAUUGAGUAUAUGCAAAAGCAGGUACGAAAACCUCUGAGAUCUCUUUAAAAGGACUUUAACUCAGAGGAAUACGUUGAAGCUGCAACUUUCAUACGAAAAAAUGCAGUGCAUUGUCUUUGUAGCAUUACUUUGAGCUUUGAGGAAGGCUUUGUCACAAUACGCCUGCACAUCCGUACGCUGGCGCAAAAUGAAGACCCUUCAGCUUUAGUUGGCGAGAGUGUCUAAUCAUAGAGGCUGGAGCUGGGGUCCAGAUCACACCAUGGGUCCGGGUGGUCCGGGUUAGGGGAUGGAAGUGUGAGGAAGAAGACAGUGCCUUUGGUUGCUAAAGUUUACACAGCAAAAAAAAAAAAAAAAAGAAGUAUUUUUGUAGGACUUCCUUUUUACUAAAAUCACUGAUUCACAAAAAGGAAUAUUUGAUAUGCUGGAGCGCGUUGAUCUCUCAACUUCAUUUAGGGACCAAAAGAAGAACAAAUCUUUUUGGCUUAGCCGUCAAUGUGGGAACUUGACUUGGUUUCUCCUGCGUUGUGCUCCUGUUUCUCCUGUUUCUCGUUGUUUCUCCUGUUCUCAGCGCGUCAGCCUCCAUCCUGGGUCCGGCCGUUGUUGGGACCCGGCACCGACGCGUUGCUGUUUCUCCUUUAUGUGUGCUUUGUUUUUAAAUCUGGGCUCAUUAUGCAGAGCCGUUUCUGGGAGAGAGAGAGAAAAAAAACGCGUGUUUUGUCUUCAUCGUGUGGUGUUAUGCCGUCGGUGUGGAUGUAUUCCACCUCCGCUGUGUUUGUACUGUAAGUCCUGUCGUGUCGCCAUACCCUUCUUGAUUUGUGUUCUUUGUUGCUGUUUGCUACUUAAGAUUACGACUUGCUUUUUUUCUCUCAAUGUGCAAGCAAACAAAAAAAAAAAAAACAACAACUAUUGAAGCAGAAAUGUUUGCAGGUCAAAAAAGAAACCAUUUGAUUUUGGUUCAAAUAAAACAAGUAAAUAU
Messenger RNA from Fundulus heteroclitus (mummichog), 4124 nucleotides. It is a transcript of the gene chst12a, whose product is annotated as carbohydrate (chondroitin 4) sulfotransferase 12a. NCBI's taxonomy places the organism in Eukaryota, Metazoa, Chordata, Actinopteri, Cyprinodontiformes, Fundulidae. The transcript has 5 exons. The record is from RefSeq and is a predicted model, not a curated record. Bases 421 to 1668 code for a protein of 415 amino acids. Gene Ontology annotation, cellular component: membrane. Gene Ontology annotation, molecular function: sulfotransferase activity. Gene Ontology annotation, biological process: proteoglycan biosynthetic process; carbohydrate biosynthetic process.